Molecule: messenger RNA, 2580 nt
Organism: Symbiodinium necroappetens
Lineage: Eukaryota; Dinophyceae; Suessiales; Symbiodiniaceae
Source: the annotation of a GenBank genome assembly
AUGGGGCUGCAAGAAGCACAGUCGUCGCCGCGCGUGCCCAACCUGCAGCUGAUGCGCCGAAGGGAUGCGCUGCCGGGUUUCUUGUCGCGAGACAUCAUUGACCAAGAGAUCCAGCAGCUAUGCGAGAAAUGGCCAGCGAUACUCGAGGACAACACAAUCAUUCGUAAAGCACAGGGGCGGUAUCGUAUCAACGGCCGCGAAGUGACGGUGUCUUUGAGAAUGCGAGAAGCCACGCGGGAGGAAGAAGAAUGUGUCUCCAAAACUCCGUCUUUGGAUGAGGCAAAAGCUGCUGACGGGCAGGUGAUGGACCUCAGUGGAGACCUCAUUGUUCGGGAUGGGCCACUAAAGCAGCCAUUUCUGGAUUAUGUCUUCGAUACUGGACAGAAGGAGUAUUACUCCAUGGCUGAGCCAGACAAAUUGGAGAACAAAUCCGUGGAUACGCCAAAGCCACUGGCUCCUGACUUGAAGGGUGGCCAGCUGGCAGUUCAGGACGACCGCCUGGAGGCCAUGGAGAUUGCUUGGACAUCCAGUGAUGCCGAUUCCCUCAGCGAGUUGCCUCAGAUGCCAUUGCCGCCGCCAUUGCCCAAGAGUUCGGAGCCAGUGCAGCAUGCAGCAGGCAUUCACUUGACGAAGACCUGCCAAGAAACGUCUCAGUUAUGCAGAACCUAUGAUGCAGAGGCAUGUCUUGUCGAGAUCGUCAUGGACAUGCCAAUAGCACCCGCUGGCAGCUUUCCAGUAUGCCACGCGAUGUUCUGCACGCCACAGGCAUGUGCCGUGGCUUCCCCGAACUCUCCUGUUGUGAUGGGAUUUGCGGCAGCAAAGGAGCUGUGGAGAUUGAUGGUGCCGCGAUUUCGGCACGUGACGACCGAGGAGGAGGCAGAGAUCGUCGAAAACGUCACCAGGGACGAUGUUUUUUGCCAAGUUGGAGGCGGACCCCGCAUCUCCGAGGAGACCGAGAAAGCCCUGGAUGAGGAGCACUUCCGCCCGGGCUUGGGUGCGGCGGCCUCUGGCACCGGGAGCCCAAUCCGUCCCAGACCAAGAGGCGUUGGGGGCACAGGUGUUGCGCGACAUGGAUAUGGAGAAGUUCCGAAGCUUGCUCAAGAGAAGCAGGAUGGAGGGCCCAGGAAGAGACAGCUCCUGGAAUUGGCUGGAGAGACAACCGGCCUCCGCAAGAUGUAUCUGGACAUGCGGUCCUUAAUUGAGACCAACAGGGGCAAGAUUCCUGCCAUAUUGCUCCCCGAGCCGCCGGGCAUUGCCUCGAACCAUGCAAAGAAAGCCUUCGGCCCCGAAAAGGGGCCUCCGAGCAGUGAGAAGUUUGAGGCCGACAGCAUCGAGGGCAAGAUCGUCCGCUUCAAGCGCAUCUUGGGCGAGAUGCGGAAUAUGGCGGAGCCUGGCUCUUGUAGAGGGCCCGCUCCCGGACCUGGCUUGGAGCAGGGACCUUGGGGAUUGGAGCCCGCUGGGCUUUGUGGGUACCCACCUGCCCCUGAUCAGGCAUAUGAAGGGACCUUUCUUGGCGAUGGGAAGCUCUAUGCGGUGCGAAGCGACAUCCCGCUCAUGGAAGCCACAAGCGAGGGAGCGAGACCGCGUGAGACCCGACGGAGGCUCGUGUACCGCGAGAUGGGUUCCUUCCUCGCAAUCAACCACUUCCUGUCCAGGACGCCGGCUGUGGUUAUGGAGCUCCCGCAAAGCCUGGUCCACGAGCUACCCAAGCACUGGACCAGCGCGACGCAGGGACCAGCAACGGGCCAUGCAAAUGAAGGGAAGGGUCCGUUUCAUCUGGAUCCACGUCGGAGAGCCGGAGGCUGCCCUCAGACGUCAGCCAUCACUUUUCUGGCCAAGCACAUCAGUGCCAGCCUGAGUCUUUGGGAGCCUUUGGCCCCGACUCGCUCGGGGGAAUACGGAAUACGCUUGAAUCACAGUGGCGAAGGCUGGCUGUCCAUGGAUCCGACUUGCCCGGACAAGUCCUCCGUCUUCUGGAUCCACUACAACGUUGUGGAAGAUCGACGAGCGCCUUCCCAUCAUUACUUACUCUCCGACGACCACGCAAACAUCUACUUUCUCCUCAACAGCAAGGCCAAAAAGAUGCCUUCGGCGGCCAUUCUUAUGGAACUUAUGCUCCUUUUGAAUCGUGGUCUCAACCAGUGGGCUGACGAGCUUGCGCACCCGGACUGCCAGGGCUUCGCUCCGGGUCAUCGCCUCCGUGUUAACCGCUUACUGAGAGGUCCCCACGGUGACAGCUCCACGAAGCCCUGCGUCGAGUUGCAGGAGACUGACGUGCCUGGCGGGCCCGUGAAGCCUUCGGAGCUGGUCAUGCGGAACUCUUGGCCACAGGACGGAGCGGUCCAGCUGCUUCCUUUGCUUCCGGCCGUCAGUGACUUUCGAGGUAACGGCCCUGCCAAGGUAAAACGCCGGCACAAGUACGGAGAGGUGAUCUUGCCUGGUGAGUUGACGUUUGGAUUCGGUCAUGCAUCCAAGAUGGACCAGGCCCAGGUAUGGCCAGAUCGUCCGCUCCGAGAGGCUCCGACGAAGCAGGCCCCUGCCGCACUGGCAUUGGAUGAGCUGCACCUGGCAGAGCUGUAG